UUGCCUAUAAAUGUCUCUGAAGGAUCUCUAGGUGGUUCUUUGCAAAAAAAAACAAAAAGCAUGGUCUUACAGCUAGCUCUUCCUAUACUUCAGUGAGUUGGUGUGUAUCUGGCUCUAUUGUAUAGUGUGUGCCAUUAUUUGGCUCUUUGGUAAGUAAAUGAAGAUAUCAUUUUUAUAACAGUUGCUGUUGUAUUUAAUUAUGUUUACAAUUUUUUGUAAAUUAUGAAAAAGGUGUAUAAUUCUUAAAUAGUACUCCAAAGUCUCAAAACUGGCACCCAGUACAACAAUUUAAUGCCAAAUACUUUACCUGAAAAUCUGGAGUCUUUUAUGAAUUUAAUAUAAUGUCCUAUUAAUCUCAAAAUUAUACUUUAACUUUGUGAAUAGCCCCUAAAAUCAGAUUAUUCUAAAUUUAUGAAGGGUCAUAUAAUACCAAAUUGAGUAAAAAGCAAUGAUGCUUGAAAUAUAGCAACAUUUUAAGUAAAUGAAGAAAAAUUCGAAAAAGGGGAUUCCUUAUAAAUCUAAACUACUAUUAGUCUUGCAUAUAAGUAUCUUCCAAGUGUUUCCACUUCAUACUAAUCAAUACUUAUGCAUGCUGAAAACGCACUGCUUGCCCAGCCAUGCUCCGCAUAUUGUUUAAGCAAGUGUGUGGUUUUGAAAGAUAGACUGUUGACCCCUUUCUAACAUGGAUACUUAUAAAAUACACUUGCAGUACAGAUGGUUCCAUUUGUGCGAUGUUAAACAUGUAUGGAGUGCUUACAUUUCUGCUGGCAGGUAUUCCAGUCUGUUUGAGUGAAAACUUUACUGCUGGAAUGCAGAACUCAUCAUUUGUGCCAGAGUCCUUCACCCAGAGCAUGUUUGCUGAAUGUCCAGAUAAAUACACCAGUUUCUGUUAUCAUGGCACAUGCCGGUUCCUUAUAUCUCAGUGGGAGGCUUCUUGCAUGUGCUUCAACGGUUAUAUUGGAAGCCGUUGUCAGUAUGUAGACCUGAUGAAGGUUAUGGCAUUAGACCCUCGCUCAUUCGCUGUAGCAGCCAUAUCUGUCACUUUAUUGGUUGCACUGUCAUUGAUAGGAAGCAUGUGCCUUGGUAUCUACUUGUGUAGAGUAAAGAGUGAAAUGAGCCGGAUUUCUCUUCUGAAAAACAUGGAGAGUCAAGAUGUUUAGAGACGCACGCUUCCCUGAAGUAUUUGCGAAAAGCAGAAAAAAGAUUCUUAAUUUUAUUAGAAUAUUGUUUAAACAAUUUUAUGUAGAUUUUAUUGCUGCACUUAUGUUUUAAUUUAAAGUAUGGUGUGUACUUGGCAAGGACUGAUCAGGUACAGUAAUGACUUGAUCUAGGGUAAUGCCUUUUUACAGUACGUGAUCACCAAGGCAGCUUGAAUAAGAUCUUUGUGUAAAAGCUUCUAUCUAACAAAGCAAAGUACAGGAAGUUAUUGAUGGGGAAAAAGAUAUUAUGAAGCCAUUAAUGUAAACUCGCAAAGAACUUAAUGUUAAAAUUUCCUUUGAAUUAACAUUUUCUCCUGUACCAAAAUAAUUUGAUUACAAAAAAAGCCAUAUUAUAACUUGUCUUGUAUGUUUAAUUGUUUUAAUUUAUUAAAGAAAUAUUUUAUCCAAA
Messenger RNA from Xenopus tropicalis (tropical clawed frog), 1608 nucleotides. RefSeq lists its product as uncharacterized. The transcript is spliced from 7 exons. The record is from RefSeq and is a predicted model, not a curated record. Gene Ontology annotation, biological process: positive regulation of cell population proliferation. Lineage: Eukaryota; Metazoa; Chordata; Amphibia; Anura; Pipidae. Bases 732 to 1160 code for a protein of 142 amino acids. Gene Ontology annotation, cellular component: extracellular region.